Molecule: messenger RNA, 2307 nt
Organism: Paramisgurnus dabryanus
Lineage: Eukaryota; Metazoa; Chordata; Actinopteri; Cypriniformes; Cobitidae
Source: RefSeq, a predicted model, not a curated record
AUGAACUCUCUAGAACGUGAGAGACUUUCAGUGAUAGAGAAGGGGACUGUAGGAAGUUUGAAAUCACUGUUAAGAAAAUAUGCAGUGAAUGUGACUCUGGAUCCUGAUUCAGCUCAUCCACAUCUCAUUGUGUCUGAUGAUGGGAAACAAGUGAGAUAUGAAGAACAAUCAGUGAAGGAUGGAGAUCAGAAGUCAAAUAACAAGUUUGAUGAAGAGCUAUGUGUUCUUGGAAAUGAAGGAUUCACCUCAGGGUGUUUUUACUAUGAGGUGGGGGUGAAGGGAUUAAGUGUUUGGGUUGUGGGUGUGGCCAGAGAAUCUGUUGAGAGGAAGGGGGGGAUCCUGCUGAAUCCUGAGAGUGGAUUCUGGAUGGCUGGUUUGAGAGACGGAGAGUAUCAGGCUAGUGAGGGUUUAUCAUCUGUCUCUCUUUCCCUGAGUGUGGCGCCUCAGAGAGUUGGGGUGUUUGUGGAUUAUGAGGAGGGUCGAGUCUCUUUUUAUGAUGUGGAGUCUAUGUGUCAUAUCUACACUUUUACUGAUCAAUUUUUUAAUGAGACCUUAUAUCCUGUUUUGUCUUUAAGUUAUGUUUAUUUUAAAAACUCCUCAAAAGCACCACUCAUCAUCUGCAGUGAUCUCUAAUGAAAUCUGAUAAAUAUCUGAUCUAAAAAUAUAAAUCCUCUCUAAAUCAAACCCAUUAGAAGAGACUCAAUUGUAAAGGUAUUAUACACAGUUAUGUGUGUAAUUUUAAUGAACAUAUAUAACAUAUGUAUACGUGUGAUGCUGUAUAUCAAGCCAAACACAUGAAUUACAAUCACUAGUUGUGUCAUUCACACCAGACUUUAUCUCAUUUGUUCUAAUGGCCACCAAACUGUUGUGGUUUUAUGUUCAAUAUAUGUGAUCCAGUCUUUGAAAACUCAACUAAAGUCAUUGAAUUAAUGUCUUUAAAACUGCAGUGGAAAGAUUUGUUAGCUGUUGUGAUAAGAAUACUUUCAGAUUAAUGUUAUUAAAACUGAGUAGGUCAUCACAGACCCCAGAUCAGUGGGGUACAGGAGCUCUGUUGUUGUUCCCAGUCAGGACAUUAAUCAGGUUUAAUUUAGGGGUCCACAUCAACAGCAAGCUUCAGUGGCAUAAACAUGUGUCAAGUGUUUGUAUACAAGAGUUCAUGAGUGUCUACACUUUUAAUUAUGAUUAUUUAUUAGAGAGCAGUAAUGUUAUGUAUAUAUUUUAUAAAGAUACAAUAGAGUUUAUUUUGUGAUCUGAAAGUAUUGUCUGGUUUGGGAGUCUAAUGUUUAAAAUAAAAACUCAAAUAAAUAAUCUGUUGAAUGUCAGGGAAAAUCAUUAAAAAACAAAAGCUCAGUUUCUUAUAAGAUAUUUUUGAGCAGUCCACACAUAAAGCAGAUUCAUAAGAUCUUUUAAACUCUUUACAGGUGUUAAACUCUCAGUGAUGUGUAAGAAAUUUCAAGGUCCUGCUAUGUAGAAAAAAAUCAAUAUAAAUAUUCAUUAAUUUCACCGUAACACUGAUAAUAGACUUACUGUAACUCAUGUAACUAAAGGCUGUGUGUUUUAUAUUUGAUCUUUUAGCAAUGCUUUAUGACGGUAUUGUUUUUUUAAGGAAUGUGAUGCUGAUGUAUGUGUGAUGAUAGGAUAAUGUUUGUAUGAUGUCUGUAUGUUUUGAGGUUUUUUUUGCAGCAGUUUUUCUCUUAUCUAAAAUACAAUUCUCUUGUGGAAAACAAUAAUGACACCUUGACCUUGGAGUGUAAAAACAUCAUCCAGUUGGGUGUAGUUUAGAUUCUGGAUUGAGCACAUUGAGAAAGGUUUAGAGUGUUGUUCCUUACCUGUUUGAUUCAUUAAAGGCAUUAAAAACAGCUGCAUAACCAUCAUGACAACACUAUAGAGCCUCUGUAUAAAGUAAAUUUUAUCUAAAGUGUAGUGAUCGUCACAAAGCACACCAAUUGUGUCGUACACAAAACACUAGAGGUGUUAUUAGUUUUGGUCACGUUAACUCAUUGUGUGUGUGUUGAACUCACUGAAUGGGUUAAAUGAAGAGGUCACAUUCCAACUAUGGGUUAAAUUGGCCAUUCUGAGCCUUUAACUUAUGUAGGAUGAUUUUAUGUAGAAAACAGUAAAUCACAAAAAAAAAAUUGCUGGUCUUUUGCAGAUUGGGUCAAAACAUUUCAGUAUUUAAAUUUUUUACCAUUUGAUACAAAUCUCUUUCUAUUUUCUUUUCGCUAUUCCAAUUAAAAAACUAAUCAUGUUACCUGAGCUUUUGUGUCAAUUUUUCCACAUAAUGAUGUGCAACACUUCAAAGCUUAA